Messenger RNA from Erythranthe guttata (spotted monkey flower), 2057 nucleotides. The record is from RefSeq and is a predicted model, not a curated record. Lineage: Eukaryota; Viridiplantae; Streptophyta; Magnoliopsida; Lamiales; Phrymaceae.
AAAACUUCUAAUUUAUCCAUAAUUACAUCCACCUCCCUACAAUUUGUAGACUUCUUACAUUAAUACCCUUUUGUAGGGGGUGGAUGUAAGAAAUGUAGAAUUAUAAGGGGACUGGAUGUAAUUUGUCAGACCUAAAAGGGUAUUUUUUGUGUGUAAUUAUUCUUUAAUUCAGGGAGGUGAUUGUAAUUUACUGUUAAUUAUAUAUAUGCUUUCGUAAAGCUUACCACAAUUCAUGCUAAUACGUGACAGAACAGAAGUGAAUCCUUAUCUUCAGUAAUUAAUGAAAUUAUAGCCUGCCUAACCUCCUAAUCUAAUUAUAGUAAUUAAACACCUGCCUAACCUCUUAACUAAUCCCCUUUUCACAAGAAACCCAUUUCAUCUAUUUAAUUAAAAAAAGCAAAACAACUCUCCAAUCUGAAAUUAAUUACACUCAAUUAAUCUUGCAAAUCCAUUUUUUUUAUUCUGAAAAAUGUGGUCUAUUGAGAUAUAUAUUGUUGGAUUUGUGAUUGUAAUUGUAACACAGUUGAUAAUAACAUACAGAUGGAGAAAUCCAAAAUGCAAUGGGAAACUUCCACCUGGUUCUUUAGGGUUUCCUUUCAUCGGAGAGUGUCUCGAACUCAUUUUUCCCGCGCAUUCCUAUGAUCUUCAUCCUUUCAUUAAAAAGAGGCUCCAAAGAUACGGGCCCCUGUUUUGUACAAACGUUGCAGGAAGAAACGUCGUCGUUUCAGCAGACACCGAGUUCAACAAUUAUAUAUUCCAGCAAGAAGAGAAAUUGGUGGUACGGUGGUACCUUGAUUUAUUCGAGAAAUUAUUCAGAGAAACCGGCGAGAUUAGACCGGACGGUCUAGCAAUACACAAGUACGUGAAGAGCAUGACACUCGGUCGUUUUGGGCCGGAAUGCGUAAAGCAGAACCUUCUUCUCCAGUUCGAACAACUCGUGCAAACCACGCUUCUUUCAUGGUCAACGCUAGAUCGCUUCGAUUUGACUCACGCUUCUGUUGCUAUGUUUGGUGAGUUUGGUACAAAUCAGAUGUGCAUAUGUGAUCCUGAAACCUCAAAACAAUUGGUCGAUAAGUUCAUUAAUGGCAGUAGAGCUAUAAUUUCAUUUCCCUUGAAUAUUCCAGGCACCACUUAUUAUAAAAGUCUCAAGGACAGCGAAAAAGUGAUGAAAAUGUUGAAGGAAAUUGUGAACGAGAGGAUCAUCGCUUCGGCACAAGACGAACACAAUUAUAAAGACGAUUUGCUUAGUAAACUGAUCAAAGAUAUCGACGUUGUCGACUUCAUCACACCGGAACACAUCAUUCACAUACUAUUCUCUCUCAUGUUUGCCAUUUUUCAGACCAUUCCUAUAAUAUUGGUUCUCGCCGUCAAAUUCAUCUCGGAAAAUCCAGCUGUUCUAACCGAAUUAAUUGCCGAGCACGACGAAAUUAUCGCCAAGAGAAAGAAUUCGGAUUCCUCGGUAACAUGGGAGGAGUAUAAAUCCAUGACUUUUACUCUUCAAGUUGUUAAUGAGACACUGAGACUAGGAAAUACUUUUCCUGGAUUUUUACGAAAAGCUGCUAAGGAUAUCAAGGUUAAAGGGUAUACAAUUCCAGCAGGAUGGGCAAUUAUGGCUUGUCAUUCAGCUCUGCAUUUAGACCCUAACAUAUAUAAAGAUCCACUCAAAUUCGAUCCGUCUCGUUGGAAGGACGCGACACCAGAGUUUAUAAGCAAGAACUUGAAACCAUUUGGUGGAGGUAUAAAGCAAUGUACAGGUGCAGAUUUUACCAAGGCCUCGUUGUGCAUUUUCCUCCAUGUUCUCGUCACGAAAUACCGGUGGAAUGUAGUUGAAGGAGGUGAUAUAAUCCAAAAUCCUGUCUUGCACUUGAAGAAUGGGCUUCAUAUCAGUCUGUCUGAAAGGAAGAAUGUGAAUUAAUUAAACAUGUCGAAAUUGAGAUUACUGUAGUUAUUGUUUUUGUUUUUGUUUUUUUAAUUUCAUGGAUAACAAUAAAUUAAAUCGAGAUUAAUGUAUUUAUACAUCUAUAUUUUUACUAUUUACACAUUUUCCAUGUUCACAU